Messenger RNA from Fomitiporia mediterranea MF3/22, 1941 nucleotides. Its product is annotated as phenylalanyl-tRNA synthetase subunit beta. Lineage: Eukaryota; Fungi; Basidiomycota; Agaricomycetes; Hymenochaetales; Hymenochaetaceae. The coding region runs from base 1 to 1902 and encodes 633 amino acids. The record is from RefSeq and is a predicted model, not a curated record. Gene Ontology annotation, biological process: phenylalanyl-tRNA aminoacylation. Gene Ontology annotation, molecular function: magnesium ion binding; ATP binding; phenylalanine-tRNA ligase activity. The transcript has 9 exons. Gene Ontology annotation, cellular component: phenylalanine-tRNA ligase complex; cytoplasm.
AUGCCGACUGUCGCUGUAGAUAAGGCAGAUCUUUGGGGUAGACUUGGAAAGGAGUACGCAACUCAGGAAUUCGAUGAUCUUUGCUUCGAUUAUGGGCUAGAACUAGACGACGAUACCACUGAGGAAGUAAAUGAGGCAAUAAAGAAAGGUCUUCCGGCAGGGCGUCCGCAAUUAAAAAUUGAAGUUGCCGCAAAUCGAUAUGAUCUUUUAUGCAUAGAAGGUAUCUCUCGAGCCCUGCGCAUUUACCUUGGAAAAGACCCAGCAACGCCGUACAAACUCGUAUACCCUCCGGGAGGAGAGUCGCAACUCGUAACAACCACUAUUGCGCCAGACACCGCAAGAAUUAGACCUUAUUUUGCUGGUGCAAUCCUCCGAAAUAUCAAAUUUACACAACGAUCCUAUGAUUCUUUCAUUGAAUUACAAGACAAGCUUCACCAAAACAUUUGCAGGCGAAGACAACUCGUUUCUAUGGGUACCCAUGACCUGGAUACGCUUGUGCCGCCAAUUAGGUACGAGGCUCGAAAGCCUCACGAUAUCAAGUUCGUUCCGCUCAAUAAGGACAAAGAGUACAACGCGGAAGAACUGAUGACUGUCUACGAGUCAGACAAGCAACUAUCAAAGUAUUUACAUAUUAUCAGAGACUCACCCGUAUACCCUAUCCUUUACGACAAGAAUGACGUCGUACUCUCAAUGCCGCCCAUCAUUAACUCGGAACACACCAAGAUCACGCUGAACACGAGGAAUGUGUUCAUCGAUGUAACCGCGACGGACCAGACGAAAUUGGCGAUUGUCGUAAACAUCUUGUCCACUAUGUUUUCCGAAUACUGUGAAGAGCCAUUCACUAUAGAACCUGUGAAGAUCGUCUAUCCGGAUGGAACGACUAAGAUUACUCCCGACAUAUCUGCAACUCACUUCACUGCGCAUGCAUCGUACAUUAAUUCUUGCAUGGGAGUAUCUUUGUCUGCUCAGGAUAUCAGCAAGCUCCUCGGCAAGAUGUCCUUGUCUGCCUCAGUCUCCAAGAAAGAUGCAGACGUUCUCGGGGUGGACGUUCCUUGCACGCGCCCCGAUAUUCUACAUGAAUGCGAUAUAAUGGAAGACGUGGCUAUCGCAUAUGGCUUCAACAAUCUACCAAAGACAUUCCCUAGUUCGAGCACAGUUGCACAAGCACUGCCUGUAAGCAAAAUCAGCGACCUUGUCCGACAAGAAUGGGCUCAAGCAGGGUGGACCGAGGUGCUACCGUUCAUCCUUUGCUCUCACGAAGAGAACUUCGAGUGGCUAAACCGAGUUGAUGACGGAUCACACGUCGUCAAAAUUGCGAAUCCAAAGACACUCGAGUUCCAGGUCGUUCGCACGUCGUUACUCCCUGGCCUUCUGAAGACAGUACGAGAGAACCGCUCUCAUCCGCUUCCCAUCAAAAUCUUCGAGUCAUCAGAAGUCGUCUUCAAAGAUAAAUCAUUAGAGCGUCAGGCGAAGAACGUGCGUCAUGCAGCGGCAGUGUGGUGUAACAAGACAGCUGGCUUUGAAGUCGUGCACGGCCUGCUUGAUAGACUGAUGCAGAUACUUGAGGUACCAAAGAUUUCUGCAACAGAUUCAAAGGCAACACAUGGUUAUUAUCUGAAGGAGAAACAAGAUCCAACGUUCUUCCCAGGCCGAGCUGCAACUGUCUAUUAUAGAUCAACACCCUCGUCCCCAAGUAUUAAGCACAGCUCUUCGCUUUCAAAAAUUGCAGAUGAGAUCAAGUCAACUUUGACUGGAUCAUCCGACGACAAGCCGAUUGGAGUGUUAGGCAUAUUACAUCCGACCGUACUGGAGAACUUUGAAAUCGGCUUCCCUUGUUCGGCACUUGAGAUAAACCUGGAGCCCUUCAAGAAAGAGGUACAGCCUGUCUGGAUCAACCCGUAACUAGUGAAAUGAUAGAUGAUGUUGUAAAAUUGCCAAGGA